ACGCAUCCCGACGCGGCCACGCCCGCCGCGGGCACGCGCGGCGGGCUCUGCUCGCUCCUGUCUGCCCGCGCGCCCGGCACGCACCCUCGCGUCGCGUCCUUCCUGCCCCUGCGCCGCGCCCUCAUCGUCUCCCUCCCCCGCCCCUCAAAGCCCACCACCACUCCCCCACGCCACCCACCCCACCCCACAGCACCGCGCGGCGCCCGAGACCCAGUCCCCUAGCCUCACCUUCCACCUCCCAAUUCGACACCACGAGAACAGGGCAGCCAGGCGGCCGGCAAGGUCCGAAGACUGCCGGGGAAGCGGGGGGUUGCCGUGACCGGGGCUGCGGCACUUGGAUGAGAAGGGCGGCACCGGCGGCGGCGGCGGAGGAUGCGGAAGGCGUACAGGGACUCCAUCAAGGUGCUCGAAGCUGACAUCCAGCACGCCAACACCCUGGCCUCUGAAUUUCCCAGGGACUAUGAUGGCGCGUGCCUGCAGAUGCGGCUGUCCUACAGCCCUGCAGCGCAUAUAUUCCUCUUCUUGGUCCAGUGGACUGACUGCAGCCUUGCUGGGGCGCUUGGCCUGCUGAGAAUUCUCAUAUACAAGGUUUAUGUUGAUGGCACGACAACCAUGUCGACUCACGAGAGGAAAGCCAGCAUCAAAGAAUUCUAUGCUGUGAUAUUUCCUUCUUUGCUGCAACUGCAAAGGGGGAUCACUGACGUGGAGGACAAGAAGCAGAAGGCUGUGUGCAUGGAGAGGUACAGAAAGAAAGAUGAGGAUGAACGGAGCAGCUUAUCUGAUAUUGACAUUGAGAGGGAAGAAGAGUGUGGGAUUUGCAUGGAGAUGAAUAGCAAAGUUGUGUUGCCCAACUGCACACAUGCUAUGUGUCUCAGAUGUUACCAGGACUGGAAUUCAAGAUCGCAGUCGUGCCCAUUCUGCCGUGACAACCUGAAGAAGACUUGUCCUGGUGACCUGUGGAUCUAUGUCGAGGACCAAGAUGUGGUUGACAUGGAGACGGUGUCAAGUGAGAACCUCAGACGGCUGUUCAUGUACAUAAGCAAGCUGCCUCUGAUUGUCCCAGACGUCAUCUUCAGUGUUUAUGAUUCCCACAUAAAAUGACCGUGAUGCCGCCUCCUCGAAGUCCAUCAGUCAGUGCUCAAUUCUGGUUAAUCUUAUGUCCCAUGUUCUCCAUUUCCAUGCUUUGCUCGAGCUUUUGGAAGUGCCUGAAUUGCUGGGGAGUCGCAAGCCGCCCAGUCGUGCUUUAGAACUUAUUUAGUCCCUGCAUGCAUCCUAAAUCAUAUCCAGCCACUCUGUACAGAUCUGACUUGGCUCUGUUAAUAGAGAACUUUGUGCUUGCCCCAAAUGGAGGCAGGCUUUGCCUGUUACCAUCUCAUGUUUCCGCUAGUGAAGUAACAUAAAGGUCUGA
This is a messenger RNA of Panicum virgatum (switchgrass), 1408 nucleotides long. RefSeq names its product E3 ubiquitin-protein ligase AIRP2-like. The transcript is spliced from 5 exons. The coding region runs from base 373 to 1101 and encodes 242 amino acids. Gene Ontology annotation, molecular function: ubiquitin protein ligase activity. Lineage: Eukaryota; Viridiplantae; Streptophyta; Magnoliopsida; Poales; Poaceae. The record is from RefSeq and is a predicted model, not a curated record. Gene Ontology annotation, biological process: protein ubiquitination.